AUGCAUUACAUUCGGCUCUUGCGCCCACCAAAGCUGUCAUCAUCCCAGCAUCGGAUGCAGGCGGAGCUGGUGUUUACCAUAACCACGGACUUGGGAGAUUCAUUCCUCUUCCCGGAGGCGCCCAUUGACCUGGUCGUCACGGCGCACGUCUACUCUCCUUCGGGCACGUCCAUACAAGAGUUGUCACAGCAUGGCAAGCUGCAGUGGACGCCCGGACGGCGCGUUGCCAAACCUGUGUACGAGCUGCCGCCCACGGUCGUCAAUGCCAUGAUGUCGGGUCACGCCGUGGAGCUCUGCGUUAGCCCGGAAUCGUCAUUCUCUGCGGACGGGUUCUAUUCCAUUCUCACAUCCGCAAACGAUCAGCAUUCACACAUCGGCGGUCGGGGCCUGGUCAUGCCGGUGCAGGUGACUCUCAACGGGCCAGACGCCGACGAUGACAUUUCUACCCGCAAGAUUCGUCUCAAUGCAAACAACGAGUUUCCGAAAUACCUUGAGAUUGAAGAGGAAAUCGGCGAGAGCAUUGCCCGCCACAUCUGGGAUGCUGGUGUCGUCGCGCUUUCUGCCGUGGCCGCCACUUACAAGUUCCCCCAACUCGAGUCUAGCCAGCACCCCUGCAUGCAGACCCUGCGACGAAUGUUCGACACAAGCGAGUCGGGCAUGAACAUUUUGGAGCUGGGCUGUGGCGUGGGUAUCCUCGGCACAGGCCUCUGCGCCGUGUAUCCGCGCGAUCGUGCCGCCGACUGUACGAUUCUCAUGACGGACCUGGACGAGGCGGAAGGGCGGGCUCAAGCCAACAUAGCGCUGCUCAAGCACAACCACUCCGGCUCACAGCUUGGAAACGCGACUAUCCUGUACGAGAACCUCAACUGGGAGCACGGGCGACAGGGGAGAUUUGGCCCCGAGGUGCAGCGCCGGCGCUGGGACUUGGUGCUUCUGAGUGAUUGCACCUACAACGUCGACGUGUUGCCUGCCUUGGUAGGCACACUGUCUGCCUUGCACGAUGCCAACGUGCAGCAAGCGCGAGCGACUGAUGGCGAUACGAAUGCGUUUGCGACGAGGGUGUUUCUUGCGACAAAACCGCGGCACGCUUCUGAAACGGCGCUGUUUGGCAUGAUGGAGUCUGAGGGCUGGAGGACGCUGGAGACUCAAAUUUUGCCCUUGCCGGUGUUGGGCGCCGAGCCGGAGUCGGUCGAGAUGUACCUGUUUGAAAAGGUAUGA
Purpureocillium lilacinum is the source of this 1218-nucleotide messenger RNA. RefSeq lists its product as uncharacterized. NCBI's taxonomy places the organism in Eukaryota, Fungi, Ascomycota, Sordariomycetes, Hypocreales, Ophiocordycipitaceae. The record is from RefSeq and is a predicted model, not a curated record. Gene Ontology annotation, cellular component: nucleus; cytoplasm.